Aphanomyces astaci is the source of this 1995-nucleotide messenger RNA. Its product is annotated as TKL protein kinase. Lineage: Eukaryota; Oomycota; Saprolegniomycetes; Saprolegniales; Verrucalvaceae. Gene Ontology annotation, biological process: protein phosphorylation. The coding region runs from base 1 to 1995 and encodes 664 amino acids. The record is from RefSeq and is a predicted model, not a curated record. Gene Ontology annotation, molecular function: ATP binding; protein kinase activity. The transcript has a single exon.
AUGUCGACCACAUGGCUCGAGAGCUCAGACUACGUGGGUCGCUUCAAGGCACUGGAGGCUGCGAACGUGUCUGUCAUAGCUCCGUCCAUCCCGCCACCAGUCCACGUCCACCAGCGGCUUGAAGCUCUGGACUUACGGUGGUCGCAGUUGACGCCGCACGCCAAGCACGCCCUCCUGUGGGAUUCGGGCGCGGUAUCGGCUUCCGAGGAUUCAUAUGGACAAGUGUACGUUUCAUGUGGGAUGUCCAUGAGUGAUAUUGCCAUCUCGAAGAACUCGCUUGGCACAGUGCUGCCCACGACCGACUGCCUAGGGCCACAUGGUGUGACGUACGUGCGUCAAGUCGGCGCGGUCGCGUCCUUUGGAGCUCUGGACCGCCUCACUCGAUGUACCAUAUCGGACGCCCCAUGGCCCAACUCCAACGCCACGACCAGCGUCGUCUACUCCCAAGACGCGUUGCUUCCUUCCGACAUUCCAUCGCUGCGAGUGGUUCUACAUCGCGACGAGACCGGCGCAGCUCGGCCUGCCAUCCACUCAUUCAUCGACGCCGCCACCUCAACGACUUUGUCCUGUCCACUCGUUUCCCAGUCGGUGGGGUUGGUCAUACUGUGUGGCUCUAGGUCCGCCAACACCACAAGCACGUGCUUACCCACUGCCAGUCCAGCCAUGGCGUCGUGGCUGUCAUCUAUGCGUACGUCGUUAGCAACUACAGCAACUCUGUUAUCCUCGUCUCAAGAUGCAGGUCGAGUAGUCUCAGCUCCUUUGAUUGGCAGCAUCGCAGGUGGCUGUGUUGUUAUCGUCCUCGUGGCGCUGGGGUGGUGCCUGUAUCGCAGGUGGAAGCAACGCCAGGCUUUGAACGGAUUCACGUCGGCGUUGCGGCCAUUCACUCGCCCGCCACCCCUCCCAGCUCACUCUAUCUCAAAUGUCCAAAACGGAGCCGCCAUUCAACCUUAUGAACAGCCGCCCUCGACCCCGUCCACCGUCCCCCCUUCAGGACCAUAUUAUCCCCAACACCACAAUCGUCCGUCGACAGACCACCCGCGCCCCAGUCAUCUCUCAUCACUGGCGAGGAAUCCAUUCCAGCCGCCGUCUCAUAGUAACCUACUCGACCAGGUGAAUCCAUCGGCCGCCUUGGCCAAACUCGAUCAAGUUCCAAGCCACCUUCGCCUGCCCUUCGACUCGAUCACGACCACCCAACUAGUGGCCACGGGCAUCCGCUGCAAAGUAUACUUUGGCCGGUACAACCACAAGCUCGUGGUCGCGGUCAAAACGAUCACGCUGGACCACGUCCAUGACGACGAGAUUGUCGACGCGUUCGCCGAGGAGAUCCGUCUCAUGGCGUCGUUCCACCACCCAAACGUCGUCGCACUGUUGGGGUUUGCGUGGGACUCCGUGUCGCUUGGGUCGCUCAUGGCGGUCACAGAGUACCUCUCGCAAGGGAAUCUCUCGCGCUUCUUGACCGACAACCCAUCGUUGCACUGGGACCUCAAGGCAUCGCUCGCGCUCGACGUUGCGCGAGCGCUGCAGUACCUCCACAGUCUGCUCCAGCCCAAGGUCAUUCAUAGAGACUUAAAGCCCAAAAAUAUCUUGCUCGACUGGCCGUCCGCCAAGUUGUCUGGCUUUGGCGUGUCAAGGGAAGCCAUGGACGACGAGACCUUGACCGCGGGGGUCGGCAGCGUCUUCUACAUGGCACCUGAAGCCCUGCGCAGCGGGUACUACUCGGUGUCGGCGGACAUGUACUCGUUCGGGUGUGUGCUGUGCGAACUGGACACCCAGCGCCCGCUCUACGCCGACAUCGGCGUGCCCGCCAAGCGUAUCAUGCACUUGAUCCUCGAGGAAGGGCUCGUGCCGGCUGUGACGGCGGCGUGCCCGCCGGCCAUCCGAGCGCUGGCGCACCAGUGCUUCCACCCAGAUGCUUCCCUGCGGCCCACGGCCUUUGACGUUGCGCGAGACCUGGACCUGUUUGUCCAUGGUGACGUGGGCGGCGGUCUAGUCUAG